AUGGCUGAACCAAAUGCUCUUGCUGAGGCUUUAGAGAAGCUUGCUAAGAUCCUCGCAGAGUCCAACUCCAACUCUGGGGCCAUCGUUCCUCGACAGGAAGUGUCUCAGAAGCUCGAAAUGUCGCCUCUGGACAUGAAGCUAGAGGGGGCCACAAAUUAUUUGAGCUGGUCCAGGAGGGCUUUGUGGGCUGUUGAGCAAAAGGAGCUUCAUGGAUAUUUGUUGGGCACCAUUGCAGAACCAGGAGACAAGAGUAGUGCAGAGGGAAAAAGGUGGAAGGUUAUCAACUCUGUACUUAUGGUGUGGUUGUUGAACUCUGUCGUGCACUCCAUUGGACGCUCUGUGGAGGGGCUAUCCACGCCUACUGAGAUAUGGAAGAUUCUGUCCAUCCAGUACUCUGGCAAGGGCAAUGUCAUGCUCAUUGCUCAAAUUGAGGACAAAUUUAGGUUGUUGCGCCAAGAGGAUGGCAUGUCAGUGAUGGCAUGCGUCGCAGAACUGCAGGCUCUGUGGGCAGACCAGGAUAAUUGUGAUUCUCUAGAACUCUAUGAUGCAGCUUUAAUCGAGUCAGGGCACAAGUGGAUGGCACGCAGGCGUGUGCUGAAACUUUUGGCUGGCCUCAAAGGUUGCUUUGAUGGUAGGAAGGCUUCCCUGCUGCACCAACCUAGUCUACCUACCAUUGCUGAGGCUAUUGCAACAAUGACUCAAGAGGAGGUGCGCCUAUCUUUUGAGCAUGCAAACGUGAAGGUUGUCCCGGCUUCGACAUUUGCAGUCACUGAGCGCAUGGAGUGGGGAGAUCCCGCCAAAUGUCAUGUCGAUGGGGAGGUGCGACAGACGAGCCAGACGGUUGGGACUGGCACCAGGUGUAGAGGGCUCUGGUACAUGGACCAGGAGGUGCAGCCAGACUUGGUGUGUGCUGCGACCAUGGAGGACAAGGAGAAGCAGGCGAUGAUCCAUCACUCUUAA
Molecule: messenger RNA, 960 nt
Organism: Aegilops tauschii subsp. strangulata
Lineage: Eukaryota; Viridiplantae; Streptophyta; Magnoliopsida; Poales; Poaceae
Source: RefSeq, a predicted model, not a curated record